Lactuca sativa (garden lettuce) is the source of this 1838-nucleotide messenger RNA. RefSeq names its product cytochrome P450 Tp9025. Gene Ontology annotation, molecular function: monooxygenase activity; oxidoreductase activity, acting on paired donors, with incorporation or reduction of molecular oxygen; iron ion binding. The record is from RefSeq and is a predicted model, not a curated record. Lineage: Eukaryota; Viridiplantae; Streptophyta; Magnoliopsida; Asterales; Asteraceae.
CUAGGUCAGGUGAUUGCCACAAAUUAAAAAGGGUUUACACUUGCCACCCGUUUUGCAGGUGCACUAUAAAUACAGAUACACCAACGAUCAUCUUCUUCAUCACCACAAUGGACUUCGACAUCACCUUCCUGGUCCUCAUCUCUUCUCUCAUUCUUUCAUUCUUCGUUAUUCUUAAGAGAAAACGCAAUGCUUCAAAAUCUAUAAACCUCCCACCAGGUCCACCAAAACUACCCAUCAUCGGAAACGUCCACCAGAUCGCCGGAGCACUGCCGCACCAUGCAUUCCGUGACUUAGCUAAGAAAUACGGUCCCAUCAUGCACAUGCAACUCGGCCAGAUCUCCGCCAUCAUCGUCUCGUCACCUAAGUUAGCCAAAGAAGUCUUCAAAACCAACGAUCUCGCACUAGCCAGCCGUCCAUAUGCACUCGUCGCUGAUAUUGUGUUGUAUGGGAGCUCCGACGUUGCUCUUGGCCCUUACGGCGAUUACUGGAGACAAAUGAAGAAGAUGAUCACCGUUGAACUUUUAAGCGCCAAGAAAGUCCGGUCGUUCAGUGGAUUCCGGGAACAAGAGGUCGACCAUUUCAUUGAGUUCAUUCGAUCGACCUGCGGAAAACCGGUGAUCUUACGUAAUAAGGUAACGGAAAUGAUCAACAACAUCGUGUGCAAAUCUUCGUUUGGUGGUAACUGUAAACAACAAGAUGUAUUGAUCGAAGUUGUGGACGAGUUGGGGAGAUUGGUAAGUGGGUUUUAUGUUGCAGAUCUGUUUCCUGAGUUUGGAUUCCUUUCGGUCAUUUCUGGAUUGAAAUCCAAGCUGACGCAGAUUCACAACAGUCUUGAUAAGAUUUUUGAAGAAAUCUUUGAGGAACGGAAAAUCAGAAGACAAAGUAACAAAGAAUCCGAAGACGAUCUGCUUGAUGUUCUUCUCACCAUCAAAGAGAGCGGUGGCUUACAGUUCCCUAUCACAGACGACAACAUCAAAGCUGUUUUUGUGAAUAUGUUUAGCGGAGGCACCGAUACAAGUGCUAUGACAAUCGAAUGGGCAAUGACAGAACUGAUGAGAAACCCUAAAGUGAUGGAGAAGGCACAAAAAGAAGUGAGAGAAACAUUUAAGGGAAAGAACAAAAUCACCGAGAGCGACUUAGAACACUUGGUUUACCUCAAAUACAUCAUCAAAGAAACUUUAAGGCUUCACCCUCCUCUACCUUUGUUGCUUCCAAGAGAAUGUAGAGAGCAUUGUCAAAUCGAUGGUUAUGAUAUACCAGUGAAAACGAAAGUGAUUGUCAACGCUUUUGCAUGUGCAGUUGAUCCUGAAUAUUGGGAUGAUGCAGAAAGUUUCAAACCAGAGAGAUUCGACAGCUCUUCUGUUGAUUUCAUGGGUACAAACUUUGAGUUCGUCCCAUUUGGUUCAGGGAGGAGGAUGUGUCCUGGGAUUAAUUUUGGUUUGAUUUCCAUCGAGGCUGCUCUUGCUCAAAUGUUAUACUACUUUAAUUGGCAACUUCCUUCUAAAUCAAGCCCUACGAGUAUUGAUAUGACAGAGAACGAUGGAGCCACUGCAGUAAAGAAAAUCCCAUUGCUUGUAACUCCAACUCUCUAUUCUUCAUUUUGACGAGCAAUUUAAUAGUGAGAACAAAUAAGAUCAAAGGUUGCUGAGCCUUAUCUAAGCUUCUAUAUAUAGAAUAUGUUUUUUUUUUACUGUAAUUUUUUUUAUGUAUUGUUGUUAUUAAUUAAUUAAUACGCAAGUUUAAAAGGAUACACAUUGAAUAGGACUUACCUCAUCUUCUCACAGAACUACUUGCAAAUGGAAAUGCAUGACAAAUAGUAAAGUAUAUCUUGUGUUUUG